This is a messenger RNA of Mytilus trossulus (common blue mussel), 1763 nucleotides long. RefSeq names its product dual specificity protein phosphatase 3-like. Gene Ontology annotation, cellular component: cytoplasm. Gene Ontology annotation, molecular function: protein tyrosine/serine/threonine phosphatase activity; MAP kinase phosphatase activity. Lineage: Eukaryota; Metazoa; Mollusca; Bivalvia; Mytilida; Mytilidae. Gene Ontology annotation, biological process: protein dephosphorylation; negative regulation of MAPK cascade. The record is from RefSeq and is a predicted model, not a curated record. Bases 49 to 729 code for a protein of 226 amino acids. The transcript has 5 exons.
UGAUCAUAACUAUUUAUAGACUGAAUAAAUCCACUUUUAUAUGUACAUAUGCAUACAAUGGAAUCUUCAGGAAUGUUAGAAGAAAGGAAAAACUCGAACCGAAAAGGUGGCUUCAAGAAAAGAGUAGGAUUCAAACCACAGUUUUUAAUUACACACCAACAGAAAAAGAAACAUGAAGAACAUUACGACGUGAAGCUGUUUUACAAAAUACGAAAUUUUCUCCAGGACAAUAAGCACCUCAAAAAUGAUGUGGAUGAAGUUUUCCCCAGUAUAUAUGUCGGAAAUGUACACUUCGCAAGAGAUUUACAAGGACUAAAAUACCGAGGAAUCACACAUAUAUUAAAUUUAGCAAUAGAGGAUUCAGAAACCGGAAGCGAAUACUACGCUGACACUGCAAUUACUUAUUCUGAAGUGGAGAUGUAUGACGAAGAAGAUUACGAUAUUAAACAACAUUUUGAGCAUACUUCUGAUAUAAUAGAUAAUGCUAUGAAACAAAAUGGCAAAGUAUUAGUUCAUUGUCACUCUGUGUACCGCCGGUCCCCAACUGUAGCAAUCGCAUAUAUGAUGAUGAAGCAAAAAUUCCAUCUUUGGGACGCCAUUGUUGAAGCAAGAUCAAAUAGAAAAAUAUGUCCAAAUUCAGGAUUUGUAGAACAGUUGUGUAUGCUUGAGAGAGAACUACAUGGACAUUCUUCUAACUUAGACCAAGUUGACGAAAACGACGAAACAUAAAGAGAUGUACUACUAUUGUAUAUAACGUUAGGUUGUGCCAACAAUGUAUAAACAGAAAAGCCAUUAGGGAUACACGUAUACUCCCAUUUGAAUAUCUUUGCAAAUAUCUGCAUGCAAAUAAAUUGAGUUACAUUUAGAUAUAAAAAAAUGAGGAGAUGAGGUAUGAUUGUCAAUGAGUCAACUUUCCAUACGAGUUAAAAUGAAGUGGUAAUAAACACCAACAUGCCUUCAUCAAUGAGAAAAACACAUAUCAUUGAGUGUAUAUUUAAUAAAAAUGAAUGAUAAAAUUUCAAUUUUAAUGGUGACAGUCAUAUAAAAGACAAUCUUAAUUUAUCGAUCACACUAGCUCUUUCCGAUGACCACCACCUUAUUUCUAUGUUAGCUCUAAAGUUAUAACUGAACACGAGUUAUUACCCGUCCUUGUUAAUUAUAUUAACACUUUAUUUUCGCUUUAUAGACUUAGAUAAUACCAAAAUGAGCAGCAAUAUUGUUUAUACAGAUAACAGAUAAUGAGAUGUGGUAUGAUUGCCAAUGAGACAACUAUCCAACAAAAUCCAAAUGACAUGGAUAUGAGCAACACUAUCUAGCAAAUCAUAUGGUCUUUAACAAUUCAAGUAAAAUUCGAACCUUGUUAUUCUUGUUCAUUCAGUAAUAAAAGACUCAAAUAAACAUUGUUUAAUAUAUGGGUUUACGAAAAGAUUACAGCCGACCAAUUAGACUAUACGUGUUAGGGAAUCAUAUGCACAAUUGAACAGGACAAGCAAAUUAACAGUGAAAACAUGUUUAACAGCUUUUUCUUUCAGCGAACCGUAUAACAAAUUGCAUUUCAAAACAAAUUUGUUGAAAGUUACAAAUUAUAAACAUUGUUAAUUUUUCUGUUUUUCACCAAGAUUAAAAUUGGACACCUUGCAUUUAUUAUGCUUUUCUUAACAUAUGAUCAAAUCUUCGAAAGACCCUCUCCUAAUUAUUGAAACUAUCUUCUGCAUUGACAUUAAUAUAUUGUUGUUAAUAAGAAACAUACAUUCGGGCCAACG